UUCAGUGAUUCAGUGACAUUGUGAGAGAAUUUAUUGUGUUUGUUAUGUUUAGGUUUAUUUUGUGGUAUCAUGCUUGGUUUGGAGUACUUAAUACAUAGCAAAUGUUAUUUUUCAAUUUUUUAUGUUUAUUUUAUCUGAUGGUGCUAAUUAAUAGCCACACUAUAUCUAAAAACAUAGCAUACUACGAUACGGUUGAUGACAUAGUCGACAGCGUCCACGAUCUAGAAUACAGAAGAGAAUACAAGCCGAAACAUGAUAGAUUCCACCGUUACUACAGAAAAGAAGAAAGAGAAGAUGCACCCAAAGCACAGAAGAAAGAAGAACCAAAACAGAGCACAGCGGCUAAACUGGUGUCUGACUCGAUCGAGGUAACCAAACUGGCAAAAAUAGGGAAGCCCUUACCGAAAACAACGAAACGAUUAGGAUUCUGGCAUAAGUUCAGAUUCAAAGGGAAUGAGAAGAAGAAUAAAGCAUACAAAACGGAAUAUGAUGUGUACAAAAGGAAAGCCAUGCCUCGGUCCAGUUAUCGCCAAAAACAAUAUUUCCAAUCGCGUCUUAGAGACAGAGAUUCUAAAUCGGAAGAUACUACAGAUGGUAUUCAAAGGAGAAUAACUCAUAGUAUUCAUAGAGACAGAAAUACUAACGUGGAAAAACGGAAGAGAAGUAUAUCAAAUACCACUACAACUGACAAGAGCAUUAGUACAAGGGCUUCAUCAAUUUUUAGCCCAAUCAGCGCCAAAACUACAUCACUGUUAAAAUUAGCCAAAAUCAAGACAUACGAACCGUUCCACAGUAAAGACAAUCUUACUAAAUCUUUGACAGCGUUAACGACAAAAAUUAAUGAUCUGAAAAAAGAAUACGGAUUAAAAUUAAAGAAUACCGAUACUUAUCCAACUCACGUAACGCAAAGUAUGUUAAAAAACAUAUCUACCGCGACUUCGACUGUUUUAACCACUACUCAAAGCACCACUGAAGAUGUAGACUUUCUCGGAACAGCUCAGAUUGAAGCUUUACUGAAUGACAUUAAAGUCAAAGCUGUACAAAUGGUGGCAGAACAAAGCCCCGCUAUAACAGACAUUAUUACAAACACCGUUACUGAAACUACAUUUGGGGCAGACCCCAUACUGACCCACAUCAGUACACCUGGCUAUGCUCUCAGUACGUAUAUUUCUAUAGACAGUGACGGCGUUUUUAGUAAACGAACUGCUUCUCCUACUACAGCAGGACCAAAAGCAAAUGAUACUGUAGUGAUAUCGAAUACAGAACCUACACAUAUAAUUGGUACUAGAUCUAUCAAUGAAGACGUCUAUACCAUAGCUCAAACGAUUGAAGAUAUGCUGCAAAGGGAAUUGAAGAAAGUCAUCAAAAAAGUUAAAGGGAAAGUGUCGCCUCAACUGAACGAAGAAAUAGACCAUGCCAAAACUACAAUAAAGAAGGAAACGGAUAAGGUUCUUAAAAAGAUGACACAAAGUAAUAGUAAACAAGCGCCCACAGCUGUAACCUCGCCAAUGUCAACACCUAAAGCGAAAACUAAAGCUAGGCAUAGCACCAAAAAGAAAGGAAAUCCAGCAAAGCAGGUGCGUCGCACGCCAAAUCGUAGCAAAACUGAGAAAAAGAAGACUAGCUCAGCAUCUACGUCAUCCACAUUCGAUGAUUACGUCAUGCUAACGUUAUUUGAGCAAAUCCUGUCUAAAACCCACCAAGAUAACGUCAUGAAGAUGCUGACUACUCCACCAACCAUCGCCUCGCAAGUCCGGGACUAUUUCAAGCUACACAAAAGAACGCCUCAGCCUUUACCUCGAGUUAGUCUGAAGGAAAACAUACAGAAAUUGUAUGACGAUGUAAUACUGCCUGAUGAUUUGCAAGAUUAUGGUUCGAAAACAACGAAUCCAUAUAACGAUAAUAUCCCCACUGAAUCUUCGAGUGAUGAUACAAGCUACGAAGGCUUGAGCAACAAAAUAUCUUACAACGACUACGUAAACGGGUACAAACACUAUUUGAAGUUCCAAAAAGAGCAGGCCAACCAGAAUUUUUCUAAUCUCGUCCGGUACCAAGCGCAUAGACAUCAUAACGUAGACGAUAUUGGAAAGUUUAUACUGAACAAAAUACCACAGCUACCCACUGGGUCUCGGAAAAAGAGAUUUUCAGACGAUGACGUCAUGGAAGAUCAGGAUAUUUCCACCAAAAGCGACGAUUCCUGGUUCAAGAAGCAUUUUUACUUGUUCAUUGAUAAUGGCCCACCAAGAAAGUUUCACACUUCUCAAACUGUGGAGUUAAAAUCACCUAUUACCGAUCUUGGCUCAUCUGGUACCGAAAGCCCAAUUACUCCACGUCCUAAGAAUAAAGGUGUCACUGAAAACGCGGAAAGUUCUGGAGAAAGCAAUAAGUCUAAUAAAGAUGAGUCGGGCGAAGUGAACCUGGAACAGCUGUCAAAGGCUUUGGAUGAUCGGAAAUCUAAAGAAUUCACGAGUAUCAUGCCUGGACAAGGUGACAAAAUGAAUGAUGAAGAAAUGGAGACGCAGAAUAAAGGGAAAAAUCAAGAUUACGAUAUAUUCAGAGGUUUCGGUGCCAUAGGUCUCGUAGAUAGACUUUUCAAAGGCAAAGGAAGACGAACUUCUAAACAUAACGCAAAAUUUAAUAGAGAUAACACUGAAGAGCUAUAUGAUGUAGAUAGAGAGAAGAGGAAUCCAAAAACAAACAUUGAGAAUACCCAUAAUUUGUAUGCUUCAUCAAUGAACACCCGCCGAUCUACAUUGCCAAAUGUAAUAGAGACUAGAAACAAAAAUUACGGUUAUGUUGAUGUCAAUUUAAUUCCAAGACCAACUGCAAUAGUCAAAUUACGAGAUAAUAAUCAGAAAAAAAGCAAACUAAAGAAGUUUUUUAACAAAUUUCGAUUUCGCAAACGAAACAAGCAUAAAGAAAAAAAGAAACCUACAAGAGCCAAAAGAGAAUUUUACAGUUACAGAGUGCAAAGAUUCAACCCUUUGAAGAAACUGAAGGAUUUGUUCAAAGUGAAACAGAUAGAUAGACCAAGUCAGAGCCCCGAUAACGAAAUGCCAGAUUAUGAAAUGAUGACAUCACAUAUUGAUACAUUCAAACCUAUCAAGUACGAUAAAGUGAUGAGCCUUGAAGAAAUAAAGGGACAAAUACCAAAUAUCACCGAAGAAAUGUCGCAGAUCCAUCAAAAUGGGCCCGCAAAAGCAGCUGCAAAGCCAUCAGUUGAACAAUCGAUUGAAGCCCCGAUUGCAAGCCACAUUGCAUCUCCUGAAAAUAUGUACGACUUCUCUUCUUUAUCUAAUGUUUCAACACCAAGUCUCUCAGAUUUUUCUGGUUCACUUAAAACUUCGACAAGAAAAGCUCCCAAGCUAAAACCCCACAUGAAUAAACCGAACACGUUCAAACAUUAUCAAGAGCCUUACUCUGGUUUAGAUAUGUCGGAAAUAACUUAUGAUCCAGCCACAAAUAAAUUGGAAACUCAUUACGGAGCGACGACACCAUCACUGGAUGAUAUUAGAAGCGAAAUUGACAGUUUACAAAUGAAACUAUCUGUACCCGAAGAAAAGCAUGAAGAAUCAACUUCGUCCCACAGUUUGCCAACUUUGCCAACUUUGCCUACUACUAGAUUCUCUAAUAACUUUUCAGCAAAGAAAAUUUUUGUACCAGCUCAUAUACAAACAGUUUCAAUACAACCCAAAGUCAAAGCAAAAGCUGAUCCGAAAGACAUAAAAAUACAGACAAAACUGACUAGAAUAGCAAAAUUUCCGCUGACGCACUUUUCCCACGAUCACAAUAAUAAAAUGAACCCUGUUAUUGAUAUACCCCAAAUUUGGGAACACGCCAAAGAAGAUAGAACUUCUAAUGAAAAGACUUUUACUGACGUUAGUCAACAGAAACGAAUAAAAAAGUCUGCGAACGCUUACGUUACCGUACACGCUAGAUUACCUACGCAGAAUUUCAACGAUUUCGGCAAACCUGACAGUUAUAAACCUUACCCUGAUUAUUUCAAUGACUUAUUAAUGUGGCAUGGAGAUUUGCUAAACUCUGACAAACUUACUAGUCCACAAUGGGAGAAUAUACUUGAAAGUCUCAAGCAAGAUUCCGAGGUUACCACUUUGAGUAUGAUGGAUAUGCAGAGAGAGCUGAUGCAAAUGAAGGACAACUUGAAAAUUGAUGAGUCUAUGAAAAGAGUCACACCCAAGUUAAAGAAAGCAAAACUAGCAAUGAAAGUCAAGAAGGACAAAACUCGUAAUACUAACAAUAAUAAAAAGACGCAGAAUAUAAUCAAAACUGUAGCUCUAAAAGAUAAUACAGUAGCUAAAGGCAAGGAUAUAAUCAUUCAAGGACAAGCUAAAUAUCUCCAUGUCAUAAAACAACCAGAGUCCGAUUCUGAAAAGUAUAUCAAAGCUUCUGAUUUACUGAAGGAUUUGAACAAAAUAUACUUCAAGUCGCCUGCAAUCAAAUAUAAUAUAGAAGACAAAAUUCACGAUACGAAGAGAAACGGAGAAUUCUGGAUAGAAAAUAUUAAACCUAAAAAUAAGAAUACCAGAGAUCAAGAUGGUUCUUCAGUUCUGUUUUUGGACACAACUCUACUAGCUUACGAUGAUGGAGCUGACUUCCUUACAGAACGUCCGAAACAUAAGAAAAUGUCUAAAAAUUCGUUGGUUUCUGCUAAGCCACAGCACACACAAGCUGCGUCAAAACCGGUGGCUAAAACGAACCCAUCACCGCUUCAAUACUUCAGCACACCUCUGCCUAUGAGAAUGAACGAUUUCGAGAAGUUCCUCAAAGAAAACCAACUAGAUGUCCAAUCAGUCACCACCCCUCUCGUUGGGAUGCCACAGUUUGUCGUUAAUAAAUCGCCCAAAAAAGUAACGGAGUGGAAGAAAAGCCAUACGAAAAGUAAUAAACCAGUGUUGAAAGAUAAAGCAAAGUUAGAGAAGCCAGCUCAUCUGACAACAAUAUACCCUAUCGGUGUCCUGUACAAUAAUAAAGUAGCCAGUGAGAGUAAAUCGUAUGAUGAAUUUACAAUAAAAAAUAUUUAUGCUGAGAAAUCUAAAAACACCGACGAUAAACAGAAGCGAAAGAGAUUUAGUGAAUUGCGUAACGAACGGUUCUUUACAUUCGAACCGUUCCGCAAGAUGUCCAAAGUUGAAAAAGUGAAGAAGAAAAUCAAAUUUUUCGACAAGAAAGCUACACCUUCCACCACUCAAUAUCCAGAUGUGCAUUACACGGUUAUUGCUCCUCAUAAUGAUGAUGACAUGCAGAGCGAUGUUGAAUUAACAAUCAUUAACAUGAACGAUAUAGAUCGAGGUUACAACAACAACAAACAGUGUAAAUGUAAGCCGGAUGAGAAAAGAAGAACUGAGAUCCCAACACACGCAACUACAAAGCAUUUUACUGAUAAAAAGCAUUCCAAAACAAAAACAACUAAAGCAUCAAAUGAUGCAGCCAACCACGCCUUUGUGCAGAAAAUACACAACAAUUUACUUUACAAUCAAAAGCACAAAGACAAGAAUGAAAAGAUACCAAAAACGUCAGUUCUUGAUACUACUCCGAAUUUUGAAAACAAUGUCAUCACAGAUGAUAUUUCCACAACAACCUUCCAUCCUAUGAUUGACCAUGAGUUAUUCAAGAACUUGAAUGCUAAAAAUCCUCCAAAAAGAGUGAGGAUAAGCAGCCAUAGUUACAAAUAUGAUAUCAUUUACAACAACGAACCGAAACGAAUGGACAAACAUUUUAAUCAAGCUUAUAAACACGGUGACUACAAAUUAACUCCCGUAACCGAUUAUAAUGUAAAUGAUCAAUAUCAGUCUCCAUAUGACAGUGACAUCUCCGACCACACUGACGUUGAGAAGGAGCUGAAUUGGCGGAUGAAAUCACGAAGGAGGCGUCAAGUGAGCGGUCAAUUGGGAUCCACUAAAUCAUAUAAUUACGAAGGAUUAGAAACGAUGAUGCCUAAUUGGAGAGAGAAGAGACGCUUAAAGCUAUUUUCAAAUAUAAAAGGGAAACUAAGAACGCUUCUGAGUAAAAAGUCCAAGACAACAUCUACUCCUCUAAAAGCUAAAUCACCGAGCAAAGAAGAAAAACAUACAACUGCAGGCAGAUUUGAAGAACACAAACCGAAAAGACAGAAAAAGGACGAUGACAUAAAGGGAGAUGGCAUGAGCACGGUUGAAGAUGGCUUCAGCGUUGACUACACCUUUGACAUCGACAGGGUUGUCGAAAGGGCUACAGCCAAUAGUGCGACGACAAAGAAAUUGACGGCGAUGACUAAAGAUAACACUGUGAAAGCACAUGACGAUAUGCUGUUCAGUGAUGCUGACAUACCGUACCUACCGCCGAUGACAAGUGAAGAUAUACCCCCAUUGAAAGAUAAUUACACAUCUGUAAGUUCUGGAAAACUAAACAAAGAAACAACGCCGAUAACUACAGCAAAAACUACAACAGCGAAAAGCCAUCCUCUAAGUUCUUUACCUAUUCCCGCUAAAGCAAAAGAGAAAGCACAUUCAAAACACAACGAAGAAAUAUACUUUGAGCCUUCGAUUUAUGACAAUAAGAUAUACUACGAGCCAGGCACUAGCACCACAAAGUCCAGUUUAUUGAUUAAAGAGACACUGAAAGCCAAAGGGACUCCAAAAUUACAAACGAAACCCACAGAAACGAAACUUGAGAAACGCGAUAUUCAACCAGCAGGAAAGUUUACAGCAAAAGAUGUCGCUGCACUUGAAGUCAUUGUAGAUUUAGUCAAAAACACAGUGAAUUACGAAGAACGUGAUGCUCUACAAGAAUUUACAGAGAACUAUUACCACAAUCAUCCUUCUGCAGCAACAACAACUACCCCAGUUCCAAAGUCUACCCAAGGGUCGAACUCCAUUCAAGUUCAUAUUGCCAUACCCUAUAAUCUUCAAGUAGACAAGAAGAGAUCUCUAGACUCUUUCAAAGUGAGACGAGUCUUCGCAGCGAAGAUGUUUUCUCCAGUAGACUUGGAAUACCAAGUUCAGGCUUUCGAAGAAACAAGGCCAACUACAGCAGCAACGGAACCUGAAGAUUUGAUGACGCCAAAGAUGUACUUGCUUAUAGAUGCAAACGGGUCAAUAGCUAAAGGAAAUUUUUCGCUAAAACCUUUGCCAGGCAAUAUAGAUUUAUCUAAAGUCAGAGUCAGACAAGCGGCUACAACUAAAGCAUUUGCGACGCAGAAAGCAGAAACUACGAGUGGCAAAGCCAUUGGUAGAGUCACACUCAGCAAAGACUUCGUAGCUGCUGUGAAUAAACAUUUAGUGCAACUUUACGAGAAUUUGACUGCAAUAAACGAGUCCAUACCAAGACACAAUGUCAAAAUUAGGGAGACCAAUAUGUUCAGUGGUCCAUCUAAAACUUCAGGAGUCAAAACAAACUAUAGACGUCACAUAAACUGGGACACAGUCAAGAAAUAUUUCGGACAUGACAGAGUUUGUAAUUGCAAGUGCAAAGCUAAUAGGACAAUGUGUAGAGCGUGCGCUGCUAGCGAUGCAGUUAUUUCAGAGUUAAUAUUUGAAUUUGAAAAUUUGGCGAAGUAUAUGAACGACCAUUGUACUGAAAUACAGACAUUCUUCUGGAUGAAUCCCAGUGGAGGCAAAAAGCUGAGAGAUACAGUUCACAAAGUAGACCAAACUUUGCAUGAUUACUUCAAAAGGGUCCGGGGCAAGUGCCAAGGGCGCACCUGCAAAACCUUUUCGACUUGUAUAGACAAGCGUAGUUUUGUCAAAAAGAAGAAAAUGCCCAAAAAAUAUAUUGGCGACCCUUUGAUCGCAGAUUUGCAAUGCGUAGCUAACGAUAUUGAAAUUGCUUCAAAACUAGGCAUUUGUUACAAUAACAAUUUCAUAGAAAGGGGAGAAACAUUGAUCAAUACUAUUGGAAAUUGUAUCAGAGACGUUUCAAAGCGAGAAGAACCAAAUCCAACUGCUCCUAGUCCUACAGCCACUACUAAUACUGUAUCUUUAAAGAAGCAGAUAAAAAAUGUAUAUUCCCUGGACAACAUAAACGUGAAUAUCAUUUGCAAACCUGAAUCAAGAGUAGCCAUUGCUUCAUCCACUGCAUUUACUCCAAAUACUGAGGCUUCAUUAGUUACAGCAGGCCUCAAUUUUAUGGAAAGCCCGUAUCUCUACGAUUAUGACACCGAUUCUGUUAAAUACACAAAGAGGAAAAGCUUCCGAAACUUUUUUGGUAAUAAAAAAAUCGGGAAGAAAAUGAAUCAUAUUUUUACAUACUACGUCACCAAAGAUACUACACCACCUAUGAGGUUUAAGAAAAGACAAAUAACUGGACAAAUCGAGUCUCCAUUAGUUUCUGAUUCAGGUGGAACGUUUUGGCAAGAUUACAUGAAAGGCAACUCUUUGCCUCAGAAGUUUACGAGUGAAAUGGUUGAAGAAACUGUAAAUGAUGAUCAUACCUUAUAUCCCAAAGACCAUGGUGAAUUAGAAGCAAAAAAAUCAAUGUCCGUAGCAAAGUGGCUUAGCAUACUGAGAACAACUGCUAAUCUUUAUCCAAAGAAACAUGUUUUCCAACGCGAUGUGAAUACCACAGACUAUGCAUCGGUUGACACUUUGUCUCACAACAUCAACGAGCUCUUUAAAAUAUUCCACAACAUGACAGACCUUAAGGAAAUAGAAGACAUGUCUACACGAACUAUGGAACUAUUAGAAAAACACACAACGCCCAAACCGAAGAAAAACAAGACAAAAACGACGACGAAGAUUUACAAUAUUAUAAAAUCAAAGCUGAAUUUCAAGCAUAAACCUAAUGCUCCAAAGACUGUGAUAAAUGUUCCUAAACCUCCCAAUAAGUCUUCGACAGUAGGAAGCAGUGAAGAUAAUGUCGUUAUUCCAGUACCAGAUAAUACUCAGUCAUUACAGACCACGACUACAGAACUUCCCAGCACUACAACUGAAACUACAAUAAGGACUACAAGGACUACUACUGCAAAAAGUACUACAACAACUACAGAACCAGCAACAUUAAAAUCUUCAAAAGCUAAAGAAGAAUCAACUCAAACAAGUCACAAAGAACAGGAGUCAACUCAAUCUGAAUCCCCUAAAGAAGAAUCGACAUCUUUUACUGAAUCUAGAGAGGACGCAAAUUUUAAAGAAACUAAUGAUGUAACCGAGAAAUCUACAGCAAGUUUCUUACAUAAACUCAAAGUGGCUACUCUAGACUUCUUUCACAAAAAAGCUAACGAAUUCCGAAAGACAACCGCUAUCACGGACAGCACUGAAGAAAUAAGGAAAUCAAGAUCUUCAGUAACGGAGAGCAGUAAACUUAAAACAACUAAGAAUAAAAUCGAAAAGCCCAAAGCACAUAAAGUGGAGUCCAGUAAAAAUGCAGAUUCGCAAUCAACAACAGACAAUAAUCCAACGAUACUCAUAAUAAAUGAAUAUGACACCGAAAUGGAGCCUAAUUUUGGGAUGAAUUCGCCAGAAGGCUAUAAUUUAGAUUUUGAAAGAAUGUCUUCAAGUACAGAUAACUUUAUGCAUGACAAUUCACGCAGUUUAUUACUGACUAUACUGAAUUAUGAAGCGAAAAAACUGAAUAGUGAACUGAGAAGAAUAAAGAAGGAUAAUGAUGAAAUGAAAAGCAAUGAUUCAAGGAACAGCAAAAGGGGAAUAUUCAGACUCUUUAUUAGCACUGAAAGCACCAUCAAGACAUCAAGAAACUCGGAAAGCGACUAUGACAUUAUGAGAACCCUCAAGGACCUAGAACUGCCCACUCCUAAAGGGCUGGAGGAGAACAAGGGUUCAGGUCUACUUCAGAAGAUCGCCAACAAGUUUGGAGUAAGGGUAGUGCAGCCAAAAGUCGCGUUCACGAAGCUACCACCGCGGCAGAGCACCACGCCUCCACCACGAAAGCAGCCCACAACGACAAAACAGAAGGAAAAGCAGCCACAGAUGAAGGAAAGCAUAAGCAAACCUAAAGGCGAGAAUACCCCGAAUACCUCAAAGGUGAAAACGGUGAAAGUGAAUCCAAAGGAUUCUUUACCAGAACCUAAAGUGACGGUCUGCGUUAACAGCAAUCAAGAGGCGUCUAGAUCCCACGCCGGUCAAGUCUGCGACAUCGAUUCCACCUUCAAACGAGUCCAGGAAAUGCUCAAGUCUCUUCCUAGAAAAGAGGUAGAACAGUACAUCGCCAAUAAGACCUGCGACAAAUUCAAGAAACUGCCCAACUACUUCCUUAUAGAGAUAGCUCACAGGAAACGCAGGAAGAAAAUGAAAAAAUACGAAGAAAGAACUUCUACAGAACGUGCUUUGAAAUGGGAUUGGAUACGAAAUAAAAGAUCAAUAAAUUAUGAUGAAAUUGAAAGUAAAGAAAAAUCUGACAACAAAAAUAGAAUUCCAAAUAAAAACAAAAUAGAAGAAUCAAAUAAAAUAGUUAACGCAAAAUGUAACGACACAAAUACUAAGGAAGAAAAUAAACUGGUCGACUCAAUAAAAUUCAUAAAAGAAGACAACGAAUAUUUCGAAGAACUUGAACGGGAUAAGUUUGGAAUUUACAGAAGUAAAAAGAAGAGAAGGAAACGGGCUGAUGGUAUCAAUGAGCUUGAGACUGGAAUGAGUAAUUUAACAUUUUCGAGUAAACCAAAUGAAUCCUACAUAAUGCUCGGCGAUACAGUAAUAAUACAAUGUGCUUCCAAUAAAAUCAAUGUGCAUGAAGAUAACGAAUUAAGAUGGUUGACUGACAGAAAGGAUAUGCUGACGUACGACAACGUCAUCGUGGAUGGACCAAAAUUGAUGAUAAAAGAAGUGGAAGCGAGGAAUUUGGGAGAAUAUACGUGUAAGAAGGGCAAUACAGCACAGAGGAAGGUCAGAUUAACAAUCAUCACUUUGCCAAAGUUCAAAGUGGUGUUUAAUCCCGUCUACGUCAUUGACCAGACGUGUACCUAUGACGAUCUAAGAGCAGUUCAGUUGCUUGGUCCAAUGAUGGGCAAAGAGAUAUGCUCUGAAGACCAGCUCUGCGGUGUACAGAUUGAGGAGCCAGUCUGCUUGCAAGACAGGGUGUCCAGCACAGCAUACGUACGCAUGACGGCCAAGAUGAGCGUCCUCCCGGGCCAAGGCGUGGAGUGCAGCGCCCGCUGCCGCCGCGACCUGCACGACUCGUUGGCGCUGAUGGCCGCUGCGGACGCCCCGGCGUUGGCUGCUGUUAAAGUUAUGAUAAUGUAUGACGACAUGAACAAAACAUUGGUGCCCUCGUCUUCUUCGGACAGCAGAAGGACAAUCAUCACGCAUACGCUCCGAAGGAAAGGUUAG
Molecule: messenger RNA, 11276 nt
Organism: Ostrinia nubilalis (European corn borer)
Lineage: Eukaryota; Metazoa; Arthropoda; Insecta; Lepidoptera; Crambidae
Exons: 26
Coding region: 102-11276 (3724 amino acids)
Source: RefSeq, a predicted model, not a curated record